Molecule: messenger RNA, 1464 nt
Organism: Acaulospora morrowiae
Lineage: Eukaryota; Fungi; Glomeromycota; Glomeromycetes; Diversisporales; Acaulosporaceae
Source: the annotation of a GenBank genome assembly
AUGUUCCGUCUUGUCUUAACACCGCUUCCAAAUUCUCUUACGAAGCUCGCAUGCAAUUGCACUUUAAAAAACAAAAUAUGGAAUCAACGCUAUCAAGCGAUAAUGCAAAAUUUAAUUCAUCGCAGCUAUACCUCGGCCACAGGCGAAAGCAACGUGGGACUAUUCGACGACAUACCGAUAAAUCCGGAGUAUUUCAACUAUAAAAGAUAUACCGCAUCGCAGGCCGCAAAAGAAACGGUUCCACCGAAAUCAUCACUUAUGCUCGUCAGAGACUUCAUCGAUGAUUGCCUGUAUAAUCCGAAUUAUGGUUAUUUUUCCAAACAGGCAGUUAUCUUCUCGCCCGAGAAAGAUUUCGAAUUCAAUAAGAUCAAGGAUAACUUGGAGUUUACGAAUUUGGUGGCAAAAAAGUAUAGGCAAUUUGAAGAAACGUUGGAUGAAACCAACGAGAUUUCUCGGCAGGUGUGGCACACUCCAACCGAGUUGUUUAAGCCGUGGUAUGGAUACGCUAUUGCCAAAUACUUGGUUAACGAGUAUAAAUUAGGUGAAUCUCCUCAGCAAGACUUGAUCAUCUACGAGCUUGGCGCAGGGAAUGGUACUCUGAUGCUCAACAUUUUGGACUACAUUCAAAAGUUCGAACCUUCUGUGUACAAGCGAACGAAGUACAGGAUUGUGGAAAUCAGCGAGAAAUUGGCCAACAGGCAACUUCAAAGUCAAAAACUUCGUGAAAGUAAAAAUACUCAUGAUUGCGUUGAAAUUAUCAACAGGAGUAUUUUCGAAUGGAAUGAAUUGGUGUCGGAUCAAUGUUUCUUUCUGGCUUGUGAAGUACUGGACAACUUCGCGCAUGACCUAAUUCGUUAUGACACAAUCACCGAGGAUCCUCUUCAAGCUAUCGUGAUAACAGAUGACAAAGGUGAAUACGAUGAACUUUAUGAACCGGUCACCGACGAAUUGAUCUUGCGAUACUUGCAACUCCGAAGUAAAACAACGUACAAAUCACCGGCACUUCAAAACCGUUUAGUCCGUCAACUCCGUAAUAAACUUCCGCUUGCGCCAAAUAUGUCUCAACCGGAAUUCAUACCAACCAAAGUUCUCCUGUUUCUCGAAAUUUUAAAAGAAUAUUUUCCGAAACAUCGAUUGAUCAUCUCGGAUUUCUACAAACUACCAAAUACAAUUAAAGGCAUAGAUGCCCCGGUGGUGCAAACCAGGUAUAAACGAAUGAUGAUACCAUGCUCAACAUUUAUGUUGUCACCGGGGUGGUUUGAUAUAUUCUUUCCAACAAAUUUUGAAUUGCUACGUGAUAUUUAUCAAUUAGUCUGUAAAUCCAGCCAGAGUGAUGGCAAGAUAGGAAUCUUUACGCAAAAAGAAUUUCUGAAGAGAUACGCGGAUCUGAAAAGAACAAAAACGAAAAGUGGCGAGAUACCUUUAUUAAUGUACUAUGAGAAUGUUAAAUUUCUAUUGAGUUGA